AGAAUUUUGACUCCGAAAAUAUUUCAGAUGCGAAGAACCGCGAAAUGGAUGAUGACUUGCUGCCUCUUUUAGGCAUUGGUGUGGUUGAGCCAGAUGGAGAAGAUGAUGAUUCUUCAAGUGGUAGCGAGGAAAGCGAAACUUCUGAAGGGGAAGACGAUAGCAGUCAGUUGAUAAGACAGGAAUCUAUUACAUUUGAUCAAUCUCUACCCGUCUCACACUCGUAUUUAGGGGAUGAUUUGGAGGAUGUCCGAGGUCGUACCUAUUAUGAGGAGGGCUCUACCAUUUCUAUCCCUGUCAUACAGCUACCAGGAAUGGUCCUGGUCCCCGAUCAAACCAUUCCUCUACAUUUAUUUCACCAGCACACAGUCGCCAUGCUGAAGGGAGUGAUGGACAAGGAUAACACAUUCGGCAUCGUAGCUUACAGAUUCUCUGAAGAUGAUGGUGGUCAUAUUAUUGCAAACAUUGGAACAACAGCAGAAAUAUUUUCUGUCAAGGAUGAGACUGAUGAUAGAACAGGACUAGCUUCCAUCAGAGUAAAGGCCAAAGGUCGUCAGAGGUUCAAGGUCAUGGAGUCAAGAAGAACAGCUACAGGGAUCUUGAUGUGCACAGUUAAGAUCCUAGAGGAGAAAGUUCUAGGGGACGUUUUGAGUGAUGCUCGGCCCACCUCCCAUUGUAAAUUUUGCUGUGAACCUUUAGACCAGGGCACAUCUACAAAGACUGCUGUAGACAGACAGGGAAACAUACUGUCCAGUGUAACCAUGUUUAAUACUCCACAGGUAAACCGCUUUUCUGCAGCAUACUUGACGUGGUGGCCUCCAUGGGUGUACAAGAUGUAUGAUCCUGAAUUAGUGGUAAGAAAUGUGAAGAGAGAGUUGUUUAAGUGGAACACAUCUUACACACCUGAGAAGUUGCCUAGUCACCCUGUGGAGUUGUCGUACUGGUUAAUACAGAACUUACCACUAGACGACAAUCUCCGCCUCAAUCUUCUGGGGAUAGACAGUGCAAUACAGAGACUGAGGUGUUCACUUAGUAUUGUACAAAAGUGUUCAACCCUGUGUUGUAAAGAGUGUAAUACAAACAUUGCCAACAAAAACGAUGUCUUCUGUCUCUCUGUGGAGGGGCCCUUAGGGGCUUACGUGAACCCCCAGGGGUACGUCCAUGAGACCAUGACUGUCUACAAGGCUCAGAAUUUGAAUCUCAUUGGACGAGCUACUAAAGAACAUAGCUGGUUUCCAGGCUAUGCUUGGACAAUAGCCCAAUGUAGGAGGUGUGCUUUUCACAUUGGUUGGAAAUUUACAGCAACACGUAAAGAACUGACUCCCCAGAAAUUCUUCGGACUGACUAGAGCAUCCGUUAUUCCAGGUCUGCACCAAACAGAGGAGAAUGAAGGAUGGGUACCAGUCAUGUGAUGUCACUUCCAGUUCCUGAGAAUGAGGAAUGGGUACCAGUCAUGUGAUGUCACUUCCUGUUCCCGGUCUGUGAUUAUUUCAGCAAUAUUUCCAUUAUUACUGAAUUCCACAUUUUGUGCCAAGUUUUCAUUGCAUGUGAUAUAUUUUAUUUAAAUGCAUAGAGAUAAGAGUAAAAGUGAGUGGAUAUUUAGAUCAUUUAUAAUUUUCAAGUGAGUUAGUGCAUGAAUUUGCAUUUAUGUUCAAUGCAAAUUGUUUAGGUUAUGCAAAUUUUCCAAAGUAUCUAUACUUUGGAAAGUAGUUUUAUAUAAACCAUUACAAAUUCUGUUAACACAAAUACAGUGUAUUUGUUUGUGGUGAAAUGGAAGCAAGCAACUUGUAAACAUUACCAAAACUCUUUUGUAAUUUUUUAAAGCGAUUAAUAAUUUUGAGUUCGGGGUUACUUUAUAUUGCUUUCCAAAUGUCAGUGUUUGUCAAAUUCAUGAUGUUUUUACAUUUGUAUAUAUCUUUGUGCAAAGUGCUUGCUUUUUGUCUUUCAUAAAUCAAAUGUAAUUUUAGUUACAGAAAAGUAGGAAAUCUCGACUUAUUAAGCAUGUACAUGUAUAUACUCAAUUAUAAAUAUUGGCCAACCAUUAAACAAUUGUGCAUUUCCCAUAACUUCGAUAAAAUAUGUCAUUGACACAAUUAUUGUUGGAAAGUUUUGACCAAAAAAUUAAAAAUAUAGCCAUUUUGUAAUCAUAAAGAUUUUUUAUAAUACUAUUUAGUAAAAGUAUUUUUUAUGCCACAUUUUGUGUAGACUUAUUUUGAGUCCAAAUUUAUAGUUGAGUAUAUAUUUCAUUAUAAAUGGUAUGUAAUCUUGGAAGAUUUGAGGCUUUAGGCUAUCAUCUGAGGCAGUCUUAAUCUUCAAAUCUUUAAAAUGUUGACUUUAAAGAUAUUUUUUUUAAAAAGUUGCAUUUAUCUGUAUUUGUACCCAUUGAAAGUUUAAAAAUUUUCAAUGGCAGUUUCCCAGGUUAGCCUCACAAAACAUAGAUGAGUAUCAAGAACCAUGUAUGUGUUCAUUUUAAGAAUUGCAUAUUGAAAAUGAUGCUUGUGUAAAAAAAAAAAUUAGAAAAAAUUUCAGUGACAAUUUCUUCAAAUUAACUUCACCACACUUAAACAGGGUAUCAGGAACCAUGUUUUGUUCAUCUGAAGAAUAAUUGACUGUUGGCAUAUUUAAAAAAAAAUAUGUGUAUUAAAGGCUUGUACUGAACAUUUGAUCAUCAUUAAUUUGUAAAACACAUUAGUCAUCAAUCAUCUUCAAAACUCUGUUAUUUAAAAAAAAUGAAUUUAUAUGAACUCAUGUAAACUUAUUUUCUGUAAUUAUACAGUGCAAUUAAAGACAUUACAAAAUAAUGUAAUAAAAUGAUAACAUUGUAACAUUGGAAAGCUGAAAUCUGUAGAAUGGUAGGAAUUUAUAAAACUCUUAAGCAAAAAAAAAAAAAAAUGAAAGUGAAAAGGAUAAACUGUUCACCUAAAUAAAAAAUUACACAUCUGGAUAAAUUUGGGCACAAUGUGACUCAAAUGGCAAAAUAUGUGAGUAACCAAUUUUUUUUUUAUAGACAUGACACUAAGAAACUUUGAAUCAUUCAAAGAGACAAAGCAAAUAAAAAAUAAUUUAAAAUCUGAA
Saccostrea echinata is the source of this 3072-nucleotide messenger RNA. RefSeq names its product protein cereblon-like. Lineage: Eukaryota; Metazoa; Mollusca; Bivalvia; Ostreida; Ostreidae. The transcript is spliced from 9 exons. The record is from RefSeq and is a predicted model, not a curated record. The coding region runs from base 45 to 1409 and encodes 454 amino acids.